GGGUUCCCGCUCCCCGCUUGCGGGCUGGCCGGCCCGCCGGGCCCGCCCCGCCCUCCGCCAUGGCGGCCGAGAGCGGCAGGCAGUUCUGGAAGCGGAGCGCCAAGCUGCCGGGCAGCAUUCAGCCUGUCUAUGGAGCACAGCAUCCUCCACUGGAUUCCCAGCUCACUAAAAACUUCAUCAAGGACCGCUCCAAGGCCAGUGGGCUGCCCAUGAAAAGCAAGAAAGCCUCCAGCUUCCACGAGUUUGCCCGCAGUACCAGCGAUGCCUGGGACAUUGGGGAUGAUGAAGACGAGGACUUCUCCUCCUCCUCCUCGUCCUCUUUGCAAACUCUGAACUCUAAAGUGGCCAAGGCCACGGCAGCACAGGUUCUGGAGAACCACAGCAAGCUGCGGGUGAAGCCCGAGCGGUGCCAGCCUGCCCUCAGUGACCUGCCCACCAACUGCAAGGUCAUAAAGUCCAGCAGCGAGGCCCAGCUCUCCAGGACCUCUGAGGAGGCCUGUGUGCGGAGCCCCCUGCAGAAGCAGCAGUCUCUCCCCCUCCGACCUGUCAUUCCCCUUGUGGCCCGAAUCUCUGACCAAAAUGCCUCCGGGGCUCCCCCCAUGACCGUGAGGGAGAAAACUCGUCUGGAGAAAUUCCGGCAGCUCCUUUCCAGCCACAACACCGACCUGGAUGAGCUGAGAAAAUGCAGCUGGCCUGGUGUGCCCAGAGAGGUCCGGCCUGUGACUUGGAGACUGCUGUCAGGCUAUCUCCCUGCCAACUCGGAGCGCCGGAAGCUGACCCUGCAGCGGAAAAGGGAGGAGUACUUUGGCUUCAUCCAGCAGUACUACGACUCCCGGAAUGAGGAGCACCACCAGGACACCUACAGACAAAUCCACAUUGACAUUCCAAGGACCAACCCACUCAUUCCCCUCUUCCAGCAGCCUCUUGUUCAGGAGAUUUUUGAGAGAAUCCUGUUUAUCUGGGCCAUUCGCCAUCCAGCCAGCGGCUAUGUGCAGGGCAUCAAUGACCUGGUCACCCCGUUCUUUGUUGUGUUCCUCUCUGAGCACGUUGAGGAGGAUGUGGAAAACUUUGACGUGACAAACCUGUCCCAGGAUGUUUUACGGAGCAUCGAAGCCGACAGCUUUUGGUGCAUGAGCAAGCUGCUGGAUGGGAUACAGGACAAUUACACCUUUGCACAGCCAGGGAUCCAGAAGAAAGUGAAAGCCCUGGAGGAGCUGGUCAGCCGCAUCGAUGAGCAGGUACAUAAUCACUUUAGGAAGUACGAGGUCGAGUACCUGCAGUUUGCCUUUCGCUGGAUGAACAACCUGCUCAUGAGGGAGCUGCCCCUUCGCUGCACCAUCCGCCUCUGGGACACCUACCAGUCAGAGCCAGAAGGAUUCUCCCAUUUCCACCUGUACGUCUGCGCUGCCUUCUUGAUCAAGUGGCGGAAGGAGAUCCUGGAUGAGGAAGAUUUCCAAGGCCUUUUGAUGUUGCUACAAAACCUGCCCACGAUACACUGGGGUAAUGAAGAGAUUGGGCUGCUGCUGGCUGAAGCUUACAGACUCAAGUCCACGGACAUCCCAGCCAGGAGCUGCUCCUUGCUGUACAAAGCUCACCUGAACUCUCGUCUUAACUCUGAACGUGUGCCUGUCUGCCACUCCAUGCGCCUGGAUGUGCCAUUUUGACAACUCAGUAUUUCAUUCCAUGCUGGUGGCUCAUGCCAGGAAGGGAGGCUUCAAGGGGCUGAGGGAGAACAUGGGGGAAGAUUUACAGAUAAACUGAGCUGGAGAUGAAGCCUGUCCUCUCCACUCCCUGUCCUGGGCUUGUCUGGCUGGGACCACUUUGGCUUUGCUGCCUCUCGUUGCCCUACGCCACAUGCGCUGCCCCAUCUGCUCCCUCCUCUCUUCUGACACUGCACCAACUCCCAGAUGAAAAUGCCUUAUCAGAGACCUGCCUGGCCACAGAAUCCUUCCCCACGAGGGUGGCAGGGCAAGAAGUUUCUCUCAGGGCCUACCUUUGCUCCAAGGGUCCAGAGACCCCCCAAGCACUUUGUGGGUUCAUAAGAGAGUCCCUCAUGCCUGCCCUCCCUCCUUCUCUCCAUCCUCUUCACCUACCUCUCCCCCAGGGCAGCAGGGCAGGCACAACAGGGGCCACGACCACUCCAUCCACACACACCUGGAAUGACGUGUGCCAGCUUGGUGGAACUUUUGGUGACUGAUGUUGAGUACAGCCCCAUCCAGCAUGUGGGGAAGGCACGGAGGGGGUGCUGGUAGGGGAGCAACAUCUCUCAAAAAUCUCCUGACAACAACCCUACUCCUCCGAGACGUUCUGUGUAUAUUGUGUUCUUGUGUAUAUGGGUCAAAGAUGUACAAUAUAUGUCUUCUAUUUGUAGCGGAUUUUAUAUUUAUAACAUGCACCCCUUGUUCUCCCCAUCCUCAUGGGGGAUCCCCAUGCCUGAGAGGCAUGCCUGGCUGUGGUGUUGUAGGGUUUUGAACCCUUCUGGAGGAGGGGGGUGUUCCAGAGCUGCAGGUUUCUACCCUGACAUGUUCUUGCAGUGCUAGCUCUGCCCGAGGUGUGACAGAAACCCAUCUCAGGGUUUGGCCAGUGGAGGAGUUUGGAGCUCCCAGCAGAAGCCAAGGAGAGCCUGUUGGAGAACCAUAGGCUGCAGUGCUGGCAGUGCCUCCUGGGCCCUGCAGGGCAGGGCUGUGCUGGGGCUGCACUCCAGGGAUAGGAGGAGGAACAAUCCUAGCUGCAGGAGUGGCUGUCCCCAGCAGCCAGGGCAGCUCUCGGUGCUGUCCCCCACAACAUCCUGCAGCAAGUGCUGUUAACUCCUCCAGCUGGGGAUGUUUCUGUGGGCAGAACCUCUGUGCUGUGGCAUGGGCUGGAUUUGGGAGGGAUUGAGGAGAUUGGAAACCCACCCUGGGUUUCUACCAGCGCUCCUGCUGGGCCACCAGGGCUUUCCUGGCAGGGGUGGAGGCUCCCAGUCCCUCCACGUUCCCUUUCUGUUCCCAGUGGGGAGAAAGCAGCAGGCAGUGAGGCCAGGGCCAAGCAUGACAGGCAGAACCUUGUUGCCAAUAAAACUCCAAACAGUAUCUCAAGAAA
Parus major (Great Tit) is the source of this 3081-nucleotide messenger RNA. RefSeq names its product TBC1 domain family member 22B (gene TBC1D22B). The transcript is spliced from 14 exons. Lineage: Eukaryota; Metazoa; Chordata; Aves; Passeriformes; Paridae. The record is from RefSeq and is a predicted model, not a curated record. Gene Ontology annotation, biological process: activation of GTPase activity. Bases 60 to 1664 code for a protein of 534 amino acids. Gene Ontology annotation, molecular function: GTPase activator activity.